AUGCAGUUGAUUAGAUCUAUCGACGCAUUACAUUAUGAUUUCGCAGAUUAUGAUAUCUCAGUGGGGAGCUAUGCUCUAGUUGGCCUCCACGUUGACAUGGAUGACGUUAAGAUCACAACUUUGGUAUGCCCACGUCAAAUCAACAACACCGAAUACGUCUGGCAUCCUCAAUCAACGUCCAAUGAUAACGCCCAAGUCAACACAUAUGUGAGUGGCAAUGGCAAGCUUAAAUCCGUUGCUUUUUCCGACGUAGUAGCUACAGAAACGCCACGUCCCUAUGUUAGGGCAGUGUCAACUGAGUCGCAAACACGUUUGCAUGUAGACUUAACAGAUCACGAUGUUUAUGCCAUUACUGAGAAUCGUUUGAUGUUUAUCUGUGGCCCUCGCGAUUUGAAUCUGAGUGAUACGCUGCAAGACCUACUUGAUCGCCUCAAUGACAUCCCUCCACAACAAAAAUUUUCUUGGUAUUCAGAAACACCAUUGACUGAGGAAAUAUCCAAAAUAGGAAAAGGUUUGGGUGUGUUUUUCAUGUACAGAGGACGUGUUCAUAUGCCGCUUCAAGGCUGCGGCAGUCGCCCUUCACCACUCUUUGCUCCGGAUAAUGAGGUGACCGUGGACCCCAUCACAGGCACACGGUCAUGUGUGGUAGAUCCUAUGUCGAAAUCGCGUAUAGGAUUUAUUUGUGAAGGCCGGAUCGAACCUGAAGAUUGUAUGAAGUCCCUCAUUGACCAGAAUGGAGAAGCUGUAGAUCCCCCUCACCCUCAUAUGUAUUGGGACUUUGACACCCAUGUGCCUUGGGUGGCGGCACGAUAUUUCAACGAUUUAGCAGUACGCCCCUUCAAUGGCGAAUGCAAGUGCAUAGACACCGAAACGGAGCAGGUGAAAGCCAGGAUAGAGGUCCGCUCAAAGACCGACUACAUUUGUGACAUUGCCAGCAUGAUAUUACGUAACCGUUUUCGCCCCAUCCGUGGCCCUUGGUGUUCCGUGAUGUUGCAUCCGGGUAGUACAUUGACGAUAAAGUUGCCUAAAAAGGCCGACAAUUGGACAGCUACUGACGGGUAUUUCGAUGACGAUGUUGAAGGGGAUUCUUCGACUCUCCCAUUCUCCCAAAUGCCAUCUAUCUAUGAAUACGAAACCGAUCUCAUGCCUAACGACAUGGCUACGCUUAGGCAAUUGGCAAGCGUUCAUGACUUUGAUAUCUACGACGAAAUCUUGUACCACAAAGCCCUUGCUGGCGAUGCCCUCGAGUUGGAUGUUUCCAAAAUGCCUCGGGGAGAGGUGAAAUUGCAUUACAAUGUUAACAACCCUCUAGCAUUACGAAAUGGGGUAAACUCGUUCUUAUAUCAUUGGACAUUGAUAUCUAGGAAUGAGACCGUCCUAGAGAGGGUGCGCGCAACCGUCAGUGUGUCCUUUGCGUUUACUUAUCGCUACAAUAUCGUUGGUUGCGACCGAUGGACACCAAGUAUGUUUGAGCCGACAAGGAAUAACGACUAUCUUGCAACUAAACCAAUGGGAAAUGGUAUAGGGACAACAUAUGAAUGGUUGUUACAUGUCUGGGAGGGCAAGAAACAGGCAGGUAUACGGUGCGGUCCAAAUGAGGAGUUGUUGCCAGGCAAUUGUGACUCCACAGGAUACGACCUAUACUCAAACCAAAUAAUGCCAUUUGCUGAAUCUGUUCGCAAUGCAACUCUUUACCCCAUUCGAGGAUUCCAGGUGUUCGAGAUGAGCUUCCUAAAUAUCCCUGUCAGUUACGCGUGCAUCUGUGUUGAUCAACAUGGAUACGAGAGAUCUAGACUUACGUUGGGAUCCAACCAUGAUGUAGAUUACUCCUACAUAAUAAGUCGUGAAGAGGCAUCUCAAACGUUGCUGCCUUAUUCGUUACUGGCCUGGGGUGAGGUAGCCCAUUUAUACAUGGAAAUCAUUUAUAUGCAAUCAAUUAGGCUACACCACGUACCCAAGAAACCCAUUACACUACACGUAGGCACAGCAUUAUACCUGCAUUGUGCCCUUGAUGACGAAUUAAAAAACGCUGUGAAUGAUGGUUUCCCACCGCCUACCUGGUUGCCAUCCCAUCCUGCAUUUUACUAUUACACGCUAGAGCAUACCGCAUAUGGGCCUGAGCUGAUUCGAAAGAGAUACAAGGAUAUCAUCGCUGGCACAAAGCGUGGAUUCGACGUAUAUCCGAUUACAUCUACAGAUGACUAUUAUGAUCUGAGGAUAAAAUCCGAUAGAGGCGCAAUUUUGAUAUCUAAGGACCCUGACAACACGGAGUACGUCCCGAUGACAUUUGUCUGCGGUAAGGAGCUUCGACGAUCGGACUUUGGUCUAUUCGAUGAUGACACACAUGCACCGGUUAUUCCACACGCUACAGCACCGUUAGAACGAUACACGUGGCACUUGGUUGAAGUAGCCGUCGAGAUGACAGACCCAUACAUGCAAGGUUGCGGCGUUACCCAGCCUUCAGUUGAAUUAUUCAAGCCUGAGACACCCAAACUCUACGACUCUGACGGCAACCCAAAGUUCGGUUGCAAGAUCGAUCUUCACACUGCCAGGGAAGCGGCGUUCUACUGCCCAGCGCCGUACGUCCUGGACCCACCCAACUGCUUCAGCCAGGUCUCCGUGGACGAUGACGUGAAGAACCUAAAAGACUUCAGCCAGUCAUUGGUGGUGUCGCAUUCCAACCACUUCGUCAUCCUGGAGUUCGACGGUUCACUCGUAGGACCCGGGGAAACGCUGCGCCAGACGCCGCCAUUGGAAUGCCGCUGCGUCACCGUAAAGGGCGCCGUCCUCUCCACCAUCCAGAUUGAGAACUAUUACGCCAAGUAA
Molecule: messenger RNA, 2826 nt
Organism: Babesia ovata
Lineage: Eukaryota; Apicomplexa; Aconoidasida; Piroplasmida; Babesiidae
Exons: 1
Coding region: 1-2826 (941 amino acids)
Source: RefSeq, a predicted model, not a curated record